ACCAUUAUCGCUGAUAAUAGGGGCAGUUUCUUGGCGAAUAACCUUCAAUGACUGUCGUUCUUUAAGAAAGCUCUUCUUUCUCGCUGACGGGGCAAACUAACGGAUGUAUUUUUUUUGUUAUUUGACCCGUUGUUUGCGUCGCCGGACCAGGUUAAAUGCCUGAUACACCUCUAUCCACCCUGAGAUUACCUUUGGAAAAAGGUGCCGGGAUCCUUCUCCGCCGCCGCCUCUUCCAGCAGUACAUUUGAUAUCAGAGACAGGACAAUCAUGGAUCCGACCCGGGGAUUUAAAUACUUGGACACGGUGGCAAGCUGUGCUGUUCAGUAAGGAUGGGACGAAAAUAAGAGGAAUUUUUUUUUUAUCAAACGUAUCAGGUAGAGGUGUCGCAGCAGAAGGAUGCCGCUAGUGAAGCGCACCAUCGAGCCCAGGCACCUGUGCCACACGGUGCUGCCAAGGAACAUCAAGAAUGAGCUGGAGUGUGUGACUAACAUCUCCUUGGCCAACGUCAUUCGCCAGCUCAGCAGCCUCAGUAAAUAUGCAGAGGACCUGUUUGGAGAGCUCUUCAACGAGGCCCACACCUUUUCUUUCCGGGUCAACUCCCUGCAGGAGCGCGUGGACCGCCUCUCCAUCAGUGUCACACAGCUGGACCCCAAAGAAGAGGAAUUGUCUCUGCAGGACAUCACCAUGAGGAAGGCUUUCAGGAGUUCCACUAUUCAGGACCAGCAGCUGUUCGACCGCACGUCGCUGCCCGUCCCACUGCAGGAGACCUUCCAGACAUGCGAGCAGCCACCGCCCCUAAAUAUCCUCUCGCCAUACAGGGACGAUGGGAAGGAGGGUCUGAAGUUCUACACCAAUCCGUCCUACUUCUUUGACCUGUGGAGAGAGAAGAUGCUGCAGGACACAGAGGACAAAAGGAAGGAGAGGCGGAAACAGAAGCUGCAGGACCCCCGCAUGUAUGAUCAGGUCUAUAGGUACUUAGACCUUCCAGGGCAGAUGAAGGCCAUAGACCGUCCACAGGAGCUGGAGAAGGUCCCACGGGUGCCUCACGACCGCAAGAAGGAGUGGCAGAAACUGGCUCUGGGUGCUGAGCUCGCCCAAGACAUACCUGAAGACAAGCACAGGGAGGCCAACGGAUCUGCUGGUUACCACGACAACAGGGCUCCUCUGUACAUGGAGCAUUUGGACGGGCCUUUCUCUCUGGCUGCGCUGCCCUACACCCAGAUGAACGAGCUGCUGAACCGAACCGGAGACAGAAUGUAUUCAAGGCCCGACGGCCCUCCACCGCCUCCACCUCUCAUGCACUCACUGGGAGAGAUCAAGCCACCCUCUGUGAUCAGUUCUGGUUCAGGUUUUUCCGACAGCAGACCUCAGUCUCCAGCCCGGACAGCAGGCUUCAACUCCAACACUCCCCCUCCCCCUCCACCCCCUCUCCCCCCUCCGCCUCCCCCGUUACCCUCCUCAGGCCUGCGGGGCACCCCUCCUCCUCCCAUACCCCCUCUACCAGUGCAGCAGCAACCUCCAGCCAUCCCGCCUCCCCCCGCCCCUCUCCAGAUCGCCCCGGGCGUGCUCCAUCCGGCCCCUCCACCCGUGGCACCUCCCCUCCACUCCUCUUCCCCCGCUCGCCUCCAACAGGUCCUGGACAGGGGGCAUCCUACGGGCUCGGGGACCCAGUCGGAUGGCACCUCCCUGCCCCCUCCGCCGCCACCUCCUCCUCUUCCUCUCCCAGGAGCACGGGGCUCCGAGCCCUGUCCGUCAGGCCCUCCACCUGUGCCCGCCUUCCCCUCAGCAGGAGCCAUGGCCUCCCCUCUACCCCACACCAUGCACGAUAUGGGGAGCAAGAGGCAUCACCCAGCCAGUCUGCCACCAAUCAGCGACGCACGCAGUGUCCUGCUGGAGGCUAUCAGAAAAGGCAUACAGCUGCGGAAAGUGGAGGAGCAGCGAGAGCAGGAGGCUAAGCAUGAGCGCGUGGGCAACGACGUGGCCACCAUCCUGUCACGCCGCAUCGCCGUGGAGUACUCUGACUCCGAGGAUGAGUCCGAGUUUGACGAGGGAGACUGGAUGGAGUGACGGCGAUAACAGACAGAUAAGGAUUUCAAAGAAAACGGUGUUGGAGACGAGAGGACAAACUCGUUCAGGUGCCCAGCCCCCUCGAACCUUCACUCCUCCACACCUCGCCAUCAAAGACUCCUCUGUUCUCUGGAAAGGAGGCGACACGAUGUCUUUGCCCGACUUCACCCCCACCCCCCCCCUUUUUUUUUUUUUAUGUCUGUCUCAUUGUGGUUCGUGAUGGGAGGAGAAUCUCCUCGUCGCCCUCGUCCGUCUCCCUAGUGUUCAAUGCGAAGUUUUCGCCCCGUUCUUUUCUGCACUCACACAUGAUUUGCUGGAUUUCUUGUGAAGUCCUCCAUGUUUACUGUUGUUAUACAUGAAGAUAACUUUUUUGAAGAACCACUUGUUUUUGUUUCUUAUCUGAGUCUAAUGUGUAAAAAAAAAAAAAAAAAACACACACAAAAGGAAAGGAAAACAAUGAAGGCAUGUUGCAUUUAUCCCUAUUUUUGCAGCACUGUUUCGCCAUCUGGUGGCUGAACCUUGGCAUUGAAUGAACCCUGUUUUUAUUUAGUCUUUUUUUAUUUACCUUUUUUCCUGCAGAGAUAUUUGGGGGUUUAACAGGCCAGUAGUUUCUGAUACUGACCACCACAUGAUCACACUCACUCCAGCUGGGUUGUCUUUUAGUUUCCUCUCUUAGCAGGACUUAUUUUAACCACUUAGAACAAGCAAAAGAUUGUGACGGAUUGCUGAAUGGUUGAAAACGACGACGGGGAAGAAUAUGGCUGCUUAAGCCAUGCGUACAUAUCCAUCCACUUACGUCUAAAUUAACCCCAGGGAAGUGUAUGCCGAGAGAUUGGGCUUUUCAGUCUGUGUAGGUUCUCAGGAGCCAUCGUUUUUUUUUUUUAGAACACUGAGUUAUUAUAAUUUCUAAUUUUUUGGCCACAGAUACGGACUCUGGAAGUGAUUUAAUUCUGCAGCUGUACAUCAGAUUUCCUGCCUCUCUUUUUGUCCCUGAUGAAUAUUCAGUGUGUGGAAGAAGAAAAAAAAAAAAAAGUUGAAAAUUGAAAAGGUACCUGUGAUAAUGAGAGUCUGAGAAACACCAGGUACGAACCACUUAUCACCACUGAAGGCAGCUCUUCCCUCUGAUGUGUUUUUACUUUGUACCCGCAGCUAACGAGAAGCCUUAACUCGUUCGGUCUCCAGCAGCAGCUUUGAUUCAAGAGAAACCAUUCGGUGUGUUGCUGCCUUCCAAAGAGAAGGAUACAUUAUGCCUUGUUUUUGGCUCAUUUCUAAGAAAAUGUCUGCCAUCCUUUUCUGUUUGUUCUCUUUCUUCUACUUGCCUUAUUGUUCCUACAAAAACGUAUUGUUGAGUUGAUGAAUGUAUUGUGCUGUUACUACUUACUUGCCUGCGCUUGUAUGGAUUUGCUGUUUCUAUGUUGGGGGGGGGGCUGGUUUAAAAAAAAAAAAAAGAUUAAAUGAAAACUGUAAACCAUGUAACUUAUGUAACUGUUGACGUAACAGUUUGCUUGAAUUAAUAAAAAUCUAACGUUAUGUUUCAGCCCUA
Molecule: messenger RNA, 3610 nt
Organism: Labrus mixtus (cuckoo wrasse)
Lineage: Eukaryota; Metazoa; Chordata; Actinopteri; Labriformes; Labridae
Gene: wasf1
Product: WASP family member 1
Exons: 10
Coding region: 397-2067 (556 amino acids)
Biological process (GO): positive regulation of Arp2/3 complex-mediated actin nucleation; actin cytoskeleton organization
Cellular component (GO): cytoskeleton
Molecular function (GO): actin binding; Arp2/3 complex binding; protein kinase A regulatory subunit binding
Source: RefSeq, a predicted model, not a curated record